This is a messenger RNA of Notolabrus celidotus (New Zealand spotty), 4300 nucleotides long. It is a transcript of the gene rpia, whose product is annotated as ribose 5-phosphate isomerase A (ribose 5-phosphate epimerase). The record is from RefSeq and is a predicted model, not a curated record. The coding region runs from base 432 to 1211 and encodes 259 amino acids. Gene Ontology annotation, molecular function: ribose-5-phosphate isomerase activity. Lineage: Eukaryota; Metazoa; Chordata; Actinopteri; Labriformes; Labridae. Gene Ontology annotation, cellular component: intracellular membrane-bounded organelle. Gene Ontology annotation, biological process: D-ribose metabolic process; pentose-phosphate shunt, non-oxidative branch. The transcript has 9 exons.
GAGAGGCUCUUCUGAUUAACUAUAAAGCAGCGGAUCUCAGAGCUUUUGAUCAUGACAGAUCAUUAAUGUGUUUAAUCUGUGUUACAGUUAUGAGGGGGUCCUUGGACAGUUUUAUCACCAGUAAGGGGUCCCUGGAUCCAAAAAGUUUGAGAACCCCUGGUCCAGAUGAAUUGGUUUAUUAUCAGAAUCUCUAAAACUCCAUUUAUUUUAUAGACUGAAGUUAUUUUUUAACUUUGUUGUAUUUAAUGUUCACACUUCACCCUCUUUGUUCUGUGUUAAGAUCACUAACAUGUUUCAGAGGGUUAAUUUGUAAACCCUAACAAUCCUCUGGAGCUUUGCCAUGUUUUGCAAGAUGGCGGGCAUGGAUCAACUUCCGGCAGCAGGCAGGCUGGAGGCUGGAGGGAACCCCAGAUAGAGGUCUGAGGUCUGAGAUGUUCUCCUGGAGGCUCGCUGCAGCUCUGUGCAGCCGCAAACACGUGCUGGUCUUCAGUCGCUCCUUCAACAUGGCAGAGGAGGCGAAGAAGCUGGCUGCGUACGCUGCUGUGGACAACCACGUCCAGAAUAACCAGGUGGUCGGUGUGGGCAGCGGAUCAACCAUCGUCUAUGCUGUGGACAGAUUAGCGGAGAGAGUGCGUCAGGAGAAACUCAACAUCGUGUGUGUGCCAACUUCCUUCCAGGCCCGUCAGCUGAUUCUGCAGCACGGCCUCACGCUGUCGGAUCUGGACAGGCACCCUGAGCUCGACGUUGCGAUUGACGGGGCGGAUGAGGUGGACGUGGAUCUCACGCUGAUUAAAGGUGGAGGAGGCUGCCUGACUCAGGAGAAGAUCGUCGCCGGGUGUGCGAAACAUUUUGUCGUCAUUGCCGACUACAGGAAAGACUCCAAAGCUCUGGGCCAGCAGUGGAAGAAGGGAGUACCCAUCGAGGUGAUCCCCAUGGCGUACGUUCCCGUGUCCAGGAUCAUUGCCAAACGCUUCGGAGGGGAGGCCAACUUGCGGAUGGCCGUCAGUAAAGCAGGUCCGGUGGUCACAGACAACAGCAACUUCAUCCUGGACUGGAAGUUUGAGCACGCUCAGAACUGGAAGGAAGUCAACACGGCCAUCAAGAUGAUCCCAGGCGUGGUGGACACGGGGCUUUUCGUCGGCAUGGCUGAACGAGCGUACUUCGGGAUGGAGGACGGGACCGUGAAGGUUCGGGAUCUUCCUGUGAACUGACCGAUCCGCCUCGCCCCCCCCCCCCCACCCCUUCAUCCCUGCGACCUCUCUUCCUCCCGCAAGUGCCGUCUUCAUGGUUUGCACCCCGGUCUCGGACUGCGUUUGCACUGAGCUGCUCCUCCUGCAGAACCGGACUUGAGCUGAAACUUUCACACAUCUCAAAAAAACACACGCACCAGAGCGCGCCUUGAUUCUCCUCAUCCUGCAUGUGGUGCUUGUAAUUCAGCGAGGUUCAAAGUGCCUGCUGAGGAGAAUCAAGAGCUUCUGAUGCCUGAUUCUUUUUCAUCACUUUGAAUUGUUGCUCGGUUGGUUCUGCCCGGUCUCACUGGGAGUGUUGGCUCUUCCUGUAAUUAGUGGAUUAGACUGAAUGUGGUUCUCAAUCACUGCGGUGCUGCUGAAUGAAACUAAGGUGUGCCUUGAGAUUUAUUUGAAGUCUUAUUAAACAAAAUGAUGCCGUUAAAGAGCUCAUAAUCAUCCAUCACGUUAUUUUCAUGUGCUGGGCUGCAGCUCGCUCAAGUCGACUCGUCAAUGAGAGCUCUGAGCGCUGCGGGCCGACAUGCCUUCAAGUCUUUUUGUUUAAUUAGAGCGUAGAAGGAGGGCGUCGAUGAAGUGAAUACUACUCCACAAAGAAGUUUUUAAUUUUUCUAAUUAAUAUGCUAAUUUAAACAGCAAGAUGUCCCCAAAAUUAAUGAGAUCCCUGACAGUUUGAGGGAACCCUGUGGUGCAGGUGUGAAGCUUCGAAAAGAGACAUGUAGCUCUGAUAAUCCAACGUUACAGCGUGUGAUGUAUCGACGUGCAGCACGCAGCAGGAAGCAGGCUGUGAGGAAAUCUGCACACAUGGUUAGAGAAAUGAAACAUGACAGAUGCAGAACGUAGCUGUAGGUUUAAAAGCAUCUCACUUCAGCAUCAGGUGAACUCGUCCUCUCACUGUGACGGCUCUGAAGCAUCUUCAGUGCAACACCAGAGGCUUCACCUUCUGCACCACAGUGCAACUUAAAGCCUGAGUUAUACUUCUGCGUCAAAUCGACGGCGUACCUAUGCCGGAGGUUCAUGUAGCUCCCGUACCUCCGCAUGUAGCUGACGUGCAUCUCCUCCAAAAUGUAACUUUGCGUGUCAUUGGCCGUGUAUUUCAUCUCCACCUCUCUAUUCUUCAUGUAAUCAUGUCUGUAUGAUGUAGAUUAACAGAACACGCUCUGAAUCACUGUGGAAAAGUAAACAGAGAUCGUAGUGGGGCCGGAAGCAGGCAACCCUUUUCCACCUAGGCAGUUUCAGGGCCAGUUCGGAGCCGGUGCUAAAUUGAGAACCAGCUUUUUGUGUUUCAACUGCAAGAGAGCCAGAGCCCGGCCAGGAAAACUGGUUCCAGAGCAGCACCAACUCUCUGCUGGUCUGGAACCGCAACCCGCUUACAUUAGGGGAUAAGUUCUCAUUGGGACAUCAUGUGAUUACGAAAAGCCAGGAGGAACACCAGGAAGCAUGCUACGUUGUCCGCCAUUGUUGUUUUGUGAGGGAAAGUUCACGUAGAAGUGAUGUCCUGACGUGGCUCUUCCACGAGCGGGUAGAAAAACGAACUGGUACGAAGUUGGUUCACAAGUUCAGCCAGCUCCAAACCAGCGCGAGCACCAGCCUGGAACUACAACCAGGUUUGCAUUGGUCAAAAAGGGGUUAGGGAGACCACACUGCCCUCAAGCUACUACAGAGAAUUGCUGUAUGUCCGCCCCUGCUGCGUAGGGACGAUGACACAGAAGUAGAAAUCAGCCUUAAAUUGUCUCCUCUCUUGUCUUCUGUCACCUUUCGUCCCUCAGCAGCUCUCUGACCCCUGAGUGGCGAUGUAACAGAUCAUGUAGCCGCCCCCUGAUCACACAUGAACUCCCUCUAAAAGUAGAUUUGCACAGAGGGUUUGAAUCAGGAAGCAAUUCUGUAUACUGAAUCUUUUUAUUUGUCUUUUUCAACACCAUAUAUACGUUUGAUUUCAGUGUAUAAAAGCAGAUAUCACUGGCUCAUAUUCUGGUUACCUCUUUGCGAUGUCUGUUUCCUGUGAAGCCACAUGUUUCAGUCUGCCGCCUCUCUCUCUGUAACAAACCUUUGAAUGUCUGUACUUGCAUGCACGUACCUCCUUCUGCCGUGUUGCUUCAUCGUGUGCCUGUAAGUAACAUGCAUGACGUCUCUUAAUCCAAGCAAACUCAUAGAAGACAUGCAUCGUAUCUCACUGUAAUGAUGGGCACCUGUGCUACAAAGACGUGACUAACUUAUGAACUCGUGUAGCUCGAAUCUGAACCAAUAGCACCCCGAGGAUUUCUAAUGUGCCUUGUCAUGCCAAAGCAAUACAACCAAGUCUCUUUUGAAUCAGAUGUAGCACAAUCUAUAGAUUCUGUAGCUCAGCGUGUCUGAUACUUGAGGUGAAAAGCUUCAUCAUGCAGACGCAGGAGAGGGGAUAUUUGAGUAUUUAAAUGUUUGAACAUGCAGUAAGUGUAGACAGAAGAUUCAUCCCAAAGAUUAGAUUAUUGUUUCAGUGACUUAUUGAACGUUUGGUCACUUUGUUUGAGAUGUUUCUGUUCUGUUCUGUGAAGUUUAUCUCCCUCCUCUCCUCAGAAACAAGCAGAACUCAUUCUUAGAGAUUUAAAUACUCAUGCUGUUUUUGUUUACACUAACUUUCAUCGAACUACUCAGCAUUUUUUAUUCUGAUUCCUUCAUUUUUUCCCAUAUCUUUCAUUUUGAAAAGAAGCUGCUCACUUUGCUCACUUUGCCUUAAAGACGCUUUGAUUUCCACAUCUCUCGUUAUGUCGUCCAGCUGUGAAGGACAGAAGAACAUCGACUCUGGAGAAACAGAACAAACAUAAUGUUUGUUAUUAGGUACGGUUAAUAUUCUACUUCACAUGAGGUGGAGUCAGCCUCAGAAGAUAAAGUUUACUGAACUCUGAAUGUACAGCUCAGUUAGGGUCCAAUGUCAGUUGUCCUUCAUGUUGGAUCAUUUUUCUCACCAGCAUUUCUUUCCCCCUCUCUUUCUUUCUUUACCAACUGACUGUGAUACUGAUUCUGCUGUGAAGGUACUGUUGUCUCUUGUAAACCAAUAAAGGACCAAAAUGAGAGAA